CCUUAACUUCUCCUUCAACAUUUACUUAUACUUUCCCUUAUCUUUCUCGUUCUUCAUUUAUUAAGUCUAACCUUACUGAUCGGAUUUUCGAUUUAGUAUCUUUCUCAUUUGUAGUGCUGAUUGCUAAAUUCGUUCAGAGCCAUGGCUCUGUCUGCUUCUGACGUUCCUACGAUGUAUACUUUGCUUGCCAAUUCGUUGAGUGGAGACGAAGCCUUGCGUAAACCAGCAGAGGCUGCUCUUUCUGAGUCUGAAAGCAGGCCUGGCUUUUGUUCUUGCCUUAUGGAAGUGAUUACUGCAAAGGAUCUAGCUUCUCAGGCAGAUGUACGUCUUAUGGCUUCAGUUUACUUCAAGAACAGCAUCAGUCGGUAUUGGAGAAGUAGGCGUGAUUCACUAGGAAUAAGCAAUGAGGAGAAAAUACAUUUGAGACAGAAACUACUUUCACAUUUGAGAGAAGAGAAUUAUCAGAUAGCUCUCCAGUUGGCUGUUAUCAUCUCGAAAAUUGCUCGUAUCGAUUAUCCUAAAGAAUGGCCAGAGCUUUUUUCUGCUUUGGCACGACAACUUCAAUCGGCAGAUGUCCUUACGUCUCAUAGAAUUUUCAUGGUCCUCUUUCGAACCUUGAAGGAGUUGGCAUCAAAACGUCUUAAUUCAGAUCAGAGGAACUUUGCGGAGAUUUCCUCUCAUUUAUUUGAAUAUAGUUGGCACCUUUGGCAGAGUGAUAUGCAGACCAUAUUGCAUGGUUUUUCUGCACUUGCCCAAAGUUCAACUGUAGUUGCUUCGGUAGACCAUCAAGAUGAUCUAUAUUUAACUUGUGAGAGAUGGCUGUUAUGUUCGAAGAUAAUAAGACAACUGAUUAUUUCAGGGUUUCGGAGUGAUGCAAAAUCAUUUCAGGAGGUUCGGCCAGUCAAGGAAGUUUCCCCAGUGCUCUUGAACGCUGUUCAGUCAUUUCUUCUUUACUAUUCAUCUUUCCCAGUGGAUAGUAAAGUUUGGGACUUCACAAAGAGGGCAUGUACUAAAUUGAUGAAAAUUUUAGUUACAAUACAGGGAAGACAUCCUUAUUCCUUUGGUGAUAAACAAGUUCUGCCAUCUAUCAUGGGCUUCUGUUUGAGUCAGAUUACAAAUCCUGAGCCAGCAAUAGAACCUUUUGAACAGUUCCUUAUUCAAUGCAUGGUCAUGGUUAAGUCAAUAUUGGAGUGUAAAGAAUACAAACCAAGUCUUACUGGGCGUGUGAUGAAUGAAAAUGGGGUCACAUUAGAGCAGAUGAAGAAAAACAUUUCUAGUGUUGUUGGUGACAUCAUUAACUCUCUUCUGUCCAGAGAACGUGUAGUACUGUUGUGCAACAUAUUGAUUAGAAGGUAUUUUGUUUUGUCAGAAGGUGAUUUGAAAGAGUGGUAUGAAAACCCAGAGUCUUUUCAUCAUGAGCAGGAUAUGGUUCAAUGGACAGAAAAACUGAGGCCAUGUGCAGAAGCUCUGUAUAUUGUUUUGUUUGAAAACUAUAGUCAAUUGUUAGGUCCUGUGGUUGUUUCCAUUCUUCAAGAAGCAAUGAGUGGCUCCUCAGCUUCAGAAACUGAAAUUAGUCCAGCUAUGCUUCUUAAAGAUGCUGCUUAUGGUGCUGCUGGACAUGUUUAUUAUGAGCUUUCGAAUUACCUGAACUUCAAAGACUGGUUCAAUGGGGCUUUGUCCCUCGAACUCACUAAUGACCAUCCAAAUAUGCGCAUUAUUCAUCGUAAAGUUGCCUUAAUUCUUGGGCAGUGGGUUUCUGAGAUAAAAGAUGAUACAAAAAGAUCAGUGUAUUGUGCUUUAAUCAAAUUGCUUCAGGACAAAGACUUAGCAGUUAGGCUGGCAGCAUGCCGGUCUCUGAGUUUCCUUAUUGAAGAUGCAAAUUUCUCUGAACAAAAUUUUACAGAUCUUCUUCCAACAUGUUGGGAUUUAUGCUUCAAGUUGGUUGAGGAAGUUCAGGAAUUUGAUUCAAAGGUCCAGGUUUUAAAUUUGAUUUCUGUGCUUAUUACACAUGUUAGUGGAGUCAUUCCAUUUGCAAACAAGUUGGUGGAAUUAUUCCAGAAGGUCUGGGAUGAAUCUACUGGUGAAAGCCUAUUACAGAUCCAACUUCUUAUUACCCUACGGAACUUUAUGGUUGCCCUUGGUCAUCAGUCACCCAUUUGCUAUAACAUGCUGCUUCCCAUUCUACAAAGGGGUAUCGAUAUCAACAGCCCCGAUGAACUCAACCUUCUGGAGGAUAGUGUGCUGCUAUGGGAAGCAACACUUUCGCAAGCUCCAUCCUUGGUGCCUCAGUUAUUAGGAUUCUUUCCAUAUCUAGUGGAAAUCAUGGAACGAAGCUUUGAUCACUUGCAGGUUGCCGUUAGUAUCAUGGAGAGCUACAUAAUUUUGGGUGGAGCAGAGUUCCUGAAUAUUCAUGCUUCAAGUGUGGCCAAACUCUUUGAGUUGAUCCUUGAAAAUGUCAAUGAUAGAGGGCUGCUCUCGACACUUCCUAUUAUUGAACUUCUAAUACAGUGUUUUCCUAUGGAGGCCCCUCCUUUGAUCAGCAGUAGUCUUCAGAAAUUAAUUCUAAUGUGCUUGAGUGGAGGAGAUGAUCAUGAUCCUACUAAGACAGCUGUUAAGGCAUCCUCUGCAGCCGUUCUAGCAAGGAUUUUGGUAACGAACACCAAUUUUUUGGCCCAUUUGACAUCAGAACCAUCACUUUCCACAGCACUCCAACAGGCAGGCAUCUCAAUUGAGGAAAACUUACUUCUUUGUUUGGUUGAUAUAUGGCUUGACAAGGUUGACAAUGUAACAUCCAUCCAGAGGAAGGCCUUUGGCUUAGCUCUUUCUAUUAUUUUGACCUUGAGAUUACCUCAAGUCCUUGAUAAACUUGAUCAGAUCCUUAGUGUCUGUACAACUGUGAUAUUGGGUGGAAGUGAAGACUUAAAUGAGGAAUCCAGUGGUGAUAACAGCUCUAGUGGGUCCCACAGCGAGGGCGCUGUUCCAAGUAAAGAGUUCAGAAGGAGACAAAUCAAAGCUUCAGAUCCUAUCAAACAGUUAUCAUUGCAGACUUUGGUGAGAGAUAACCUUCAAAUGUGUGCUGCUCUUCAUGGGGACUCAUCUUUUAAUGCAGCUAUCAGCAGAAUGCAUCCUGCUGCUUUUGCACAAUUACAGCAAGCACUGAAGAUGCCAUAGCCAAGCAUUAUAUUCUUGACAAUUUGGUCAUUCUGUUUCUGCAGGAGUUACAAUUGUUCAGUUUUCAUCAUAAAUUUGCAUUUUGCUUCAUGGAGCAUGGAUGAUCUUGUAGCUUUCCAAAAAACUUCCCUUACAUUGAUUUGUUAUG
Telopea speciosissima is the source of this 3319-nucleotide messenger RNA. RefSeq names its product importin-11. The coding region runs from base 142 to 3171 and encodes 1009 amino acids. Gene Ontology annotation, biological process: protein import into nucleus. Lineage: Eukaryota; Viridiplantae; Streptophyta; Magnoliopsida; Proteales; Proteaceae. The record is from RefSeq and is a predicted model, not a curated record. Gene Ontology annotation, cellular component: cytosol; nuclear envelope. The transcript has 24 exons. Gene Ontology annotation, molecular function: small GTPase binding.